UCUCAUUAGUUAUGUAAGCAAUUAACAGCUUCAAACAAAUGCCCAUCAUGCUUGUUGAAUUCCCCAUCACUCCUUUCUUCUCAUACUCAAACAUGGAUUGUCUCUUAGAAGAGGAUCCCUUCAUCAGCCAAAACCAGGAUAAUUACUUCAAUAAAGACAGUGUGUCCUCACCAGAAUAUUCAUUUCCUCAACAAUUUUCUUCACCACAGCCACAGGUUGAGGUUGAAAAUUCUAGUUCACUAUCCCCUGACACUACCAUGGUCAAGAAGCUUAGCCACAAUGCUAGCGAACGUGACCGCCGCAAAAAGAUCAAUAGCUUGAUUGCUUCACUUCGUUCACUUCUUCCAGGGCCAGAUCAAACGCAGAAAAAAAUGAGCAUUCCAGCUACAAUUUCCCAAGUCAUAAAAUACAUACCUGAGUUACAAAAGCAAGUGAAAGGACUAACUAAGAAAAAGGAGAAGCUUCUAUCGAAAACUACUCGCCAAAGAGAUGCAGUAAACGAAGAAUCUCAAAGGAAGAAGAUUCCCCAUCACAACCCUGAUUUCGUAGUUUCAAAUAGUUGGCUCAAUGAUACUGAGGCUGCUAUUCAUAUUUCCUCUUAUGAGGCUCACCACAAGACUCCACUGUCUGAGAUCUUGCUGUGUCUAGAAAAUAAUGGGUAUUUACUGCUAAAUGCUUCUUCUACUAAAACCUUUGGAGGAAGGAUCUUCUAUAACUUGCAUUUCCAGGUGGAAAAAACUCAGAGAUUAGAGGCUGAUAUUCUAACUCAGAAGCUUUUGUCAAUAUAUGAGAAGAAGCAAAGAAUGUUCUAAUCAAAUAGGCGUUGGCUGUAAUUCUUAAGAUCAAAUGAUCUUCAUCACGGCUCUGAUCAAAAUAUGUAUAUAUUAGUGGAUUUUAGAAGUUAAUGUAUGUUAUCUAAACAUAAAUGUUUAAUUAAACCCCGACCUUAGUCCCCGUAGGAUAACUCAAGUAGUAGGAGCUGAGGGACAUAUGAGUUAGGUCAAAGGAUCCUGACAGGUGUAAUUUAUCUUUUCGAUGUAUAAAAAAAUCUUACCUUAUUGUUAACAAAUAGUAUUAAUUGAUAA
Lotus japonicus is the source of this 1085-nucleotide messenger RNA. RefSeq names its product transcription factor bHLH100-like. The record is from RefSeq and is a predicted model, not a curated record. Gene Ontology annotation, cellular component: RNA polymerase II transcription regulator complex. The transcript has 3 exons. Lineage: Eukaryota; Viridiplantae; Streptophyta; Magnoliopsida; Fabales; Fabaceae. Bases 39 to 812 code for a protein of 257 amino acids. Gene Ontology annotation, molecular function: protein dimerization activity; DNA-binding transcription factor activity, RNA polymerase II-specific; RNA polymerase II transcription regulatory region sequence-specific DNA binding. Gene Ontology annotation, biological process: regulation of transcription by RNA polymerase II.